This is a messenger RNA of Electrophorus electricus (electric eel), 1611 nucleotides long. RefSeq names its product galactokinase 1 (gene galk1). Gene Ontology annotation, biological process: galactose metabolic process; carbohydrate phosphorylation. Gene Ontology annotation, cellular component: cytoplasm; cytosol. NCBI's taxonomy places the organism in Eukaryota, Metazoa, Chordata, Actinopteri, Gymnotiformes, Gymnotidae. The record is from RefSeq and is a predicted model, not a curated record. Gene Ontology annotation, molecular function: ATP binding; galactokinase activity.
GCUGAUGACCAUACGGUGAAAAAAGUCAUUUUCAUUUUCCCGAAUUUGUGGCUUUUAGCGUGACUUUAAGCAAUAUUCGACUUGUGGUUAAACGUACUUUAUUUGUGACUUGUGCCGGUUUUCUUUUUUAAUUUUAAAUAAGAUUACUGUAUUUUGAACCCAAAUCCGUGUGUGUUACAAAACACAACCUGGAAACGCGAUGUCCAGAAGCAGCGCUGAGCGUCUUUCCGACGUAGUGGCCGAAGCCCUCCGGGCGUACCAGGACAGCUUCGAGGGGCGUCCAGCUGUGGCAGUCUGUGCUCCCGGACGGGUCAAUUUAAUUGGAGAGCACACCGAUUACAAUCAAGGAUUUGUUCUACCAAUGGCUUUACCACUGGUGACAGUAAUGGUGGGCAGCAAAACCUCUGGCCAAAGUUGCUCUGUUGCAACCACUGCAGAAGGUGCAGAUGAUCCCAAGAAGGUGGACUUUGAUCUACCAACAGACAGUGCACCUCUGACAAAAGGGGAGCCAGCCUGGGCCAAUUAUCUUAAAGGAGUGGUGCAGCACUACCGAGCACACCCCUUGCCUGCAUUUAAAGCUGUAAUUGCCAGCAACGUGCCUCUGGGGGGUGGACUGUCCAGCUCAGCUUCACUUGAAGUGGCUGUGUACACUUUCCUCCAGCAGUUGUGUCCAGAUGAUGGGGAUAAAGUAGCAAAGGCAGUAGCCUGCCAGCAGGCAGAGCAUACUCACGCUGGGAUGCCCUGUGGGAUAAUGGACCAGUUUGUUUCAGUACUAGGCAAGGAGGGCCAUGCACUGCUUAUUGACUGCAGAUCUUUGGAUGCCACUGCUGUUCCUAUGGCUGAUCCUGGUGUGGUCAUCCUCAUCACCAAUUCCAAUGUGAGGCACUCACUAACAGGAAGUGAAUAUCCCAGCAGACGAAAACAGUGUGAAAAGGCAGCAGCCAUUUUGGGCAAGAGCAGUCUAAGAGAUGCCACAGUGCAAGAUUUAGAAGAUGCCAAAGAGAAAUUGGACAGCACCACGUAUCGACGAGCACGCCAUGUUAUUGAGGAGAUUAAGCGCACAGCACAGGCAGCUGAGGUGCUUAGGAGAGGGGCUUAUCAAGAGUUUGGAAAGCUAAUGGUGGAAAGCCACAAUUCCCUCAGAGACCUUUACGAGGUCAGCUGCCCAGAGUUAGAUGUGCUGGUAACUGCAGCAGUGGAAGUUGAUGGAGUCUUUGGAAGUAGAAUGACGGGGGGAGGAUUUGGUGGAUGUACAGUUACACUGCUCCAGGCUGAGGCCGCAGAGAGAACUAUAAAGCACAUAAAGGAAAGAUAUCGUGGAUGCCCCACCUUUUACAUAACUACACCAUCAGAAGGUGCUCGGGUUCUCAGUGUGUAAGAAUCGGUACUGAAAUUAACAUUCUGAUAGCUCAGCUUGUGUAGUUGUCAACUGAUUUCUUCUGAUUUUAUUAACAAUGAAUUUCAUCCUAAUCCAAACAUCUGUAUAGGAAGCAUACUGGUUAAAAUGGCUUUUCUCAAUCAAAAUAACAUUUUCUGUUUGGUAGUUAAAGUGACAAAAGAACAUGCAGAAUUAGAACACGUUUUUCAAAUAAAGCACACUUGUUCUAGUUA